AUGCGUGUUCAUCUUCAGCCAAAUUCGAUAGCAGAAGAGUUUUCAAAAAUACUGAUUGAUAUAGGUGAUGGCCAAAUUCCGGAAGAAGACGAAAGAAUAAACGUGUCCUAUAUUAAUUGUGAAACUGUCCCAGAUUUAAUCACCUUGACUGACAAAAUAUACCCGAAUAUUGACAAAGCUGGCGAUAAUUGUAGUUCAUGGUUAAAGGAGAGAGCCAUCCUCACACCAACCAAUGAACAAGUCAAUUGUAUUAACAACUUUUUGCUGGAGAAACUGCCAACUGAGCAAGUAAGAUAUGAAUCGGUGGACAAAGUACUGGAGGAUGAAGAAGCUGUCCACUAUCCUGUUGAAUUCUUACACACACUCAAUCCACCAGGGAUACCACCUCAUGUUCUACAACUCAAGAUUGGCACUCCAAUAAUGUUGCUCCGCAAUUUAAAUCCGCCAAAAUUAUGUAAUGGUACCAGGAUUCAAGUCAAGGUCUUACACAAAAAUAUCACUGAAGCCAUGAUUUUCACCGGAAAAUAUGAAGGCGAAACUGUAUUCAUUCCAAGGAACCCUCUGAUUCCAUCAGAUUACCACUUCGAAUUUAAACGUCUGCAAUUUCCUGUCAAAGUUUGUUAUGCCAUGACGAUUAACAAGGCACAAGGGCAGAGUUCAAAGAUGACUGAUUUUGAUCUUGUUGAUCUUAAUCUAGAUAUUGAUCUGAAUCUAGCUAUUGAUAGUAUUGAUCUUAAUCUAGAUAUUGAUAGUAUUGAUCUUGCUUGA
Cotesia glomerata is the source of this 768-nucleotide messenger RNA. RefSeq lists its product as uncharacterized. The coding region runs from base 1 to 768 and encodes 255 amino acids. NCBI's taxonomy places the organism in Eukaryota, Metazoa, Arthropoda, Insecta, Hymenoptera, Braconidae. The transcript has 2 exons. The record is from RefSeq and is a predicted model, not a curated record.